Molecule: messenger RNA, 1964 nt
Organism: Phaeodactylum tricornutum CCAP 1055/1
Lineage: Eukaryota; Bacillariophyta; Bacillariophyceae; Surirellales; Neidiaceae
Exons: 1
Coding region: 621-1880 (419 amino acids)
Biological process (GO): biosynthetic process; cellular response to phosphate starvation
Molecular function (GO): catalytic activity
Source: RefSeq, a predicted model, not a curated record
AAGUUUGGUUCCGAACUCCUUGUGUUUGUCGUCUGGUAUGCAUUUGGAUGCCUUGGACUGGAUGCAAGAGAGUUAUUGAGAGACCUUGUUGGCAUAUGGCAAGUUAACGCUUGGAAUGCACAGCGUGAACCUGAGACUCCAUUGAGAUGAAAGGGACGGGAAGGAAGUCUUUCGCACUAACUGUACCACGCUGGCUUUGUACGAGUGAGCACGAAACAUCGCUCGUCCGCCUUUCCCCCGUACUCGGAAUUCGACAUUGGAGUGAAACCGACAGCUGCUUCACCUUUGGUCCAAUGGCAUUGAGACUUUCUAUCGAUUCGGAACGCAUUUUCCAUUGUGGGCUAGCAGAAUUCUUUUUUUCUCGGUACAUUGCAUUUUCUCGCAUCGGGUCAUGCUUGCCAGGCUCGUCAGUUCAUUUACGGCACUCAUUUUUUCGCGCGACACCGUUACCCAAUGAAAAGAUAAGAAGUUGAUGUGUCAUCGGAUCACGAUUGCGCGGAUACCCCCCAAUUUACUACUCACUUCCAGCCCUGCCCCACUUGAAUUUAUUGUACUCGACUUACACCGUUUUCUUUGAAAUUCUAUUUUCGUGUAGAAACACCAGCUUUGAGAGUAUUGAUAUGAAGUUCGGCAAGAACCUCCGUGAACAAACCCUCAAAGAAUGGCGAUUUUACUCUGUCGAUUACAAAGCUCUGAAGAAGAGUAUCAGAGUCGGAGGAGAUGACUCAACUAUUCCCUUUGGCAAUGAAUUCUUUAGUAUUCUUGAGGAUGAUCAGCGGAAGAUUACCAAGUUUUAUCAAGACAAGGAGAAUUGGGCACUUCAGUACAUGAAGACUCUAGAAGAGCGCGUUGCUGACCUCCGUGAAGCUCAAACUGUUGUUCCUCCCGAGUCGCCCACUGAGCAAUUGUCGGAGUCGGAUAGUUCUCUUUCUUCUUCAGAUGAAGAUAGUGCUUCAUGCGACUCACAGUCAGAAAAGGGGCCUGCGAAGUUUUCGGGCUUUCAAAUGUUGACUAAACGCCAGAGUUUCGGUACCAAACAGGCGUCUUUGAAGGAUGAGUACCGUCGAAUGGGUGCUUCUAAACACUUCAAGGCUUUCAUCUACGCUAAAAAGUCCCUCGCAACGUUCAGUCGCGAGCUUGGUCUGCUCAUCGAAUUCCUAAGCCUUAACAAAACAGCGUUCUCCAAGAUUCUCAAAAAGUUUGACAAACGCACGGGAUCUUCGAUUCGAGACGUGAAGCUGACUGAGCUUUGUAAGGCCCUCCCGUUUCUGGACGGGGAUGUUUUCCGUGAACUUAAAGCCGAAGUCGAGAGUCUUAUUGACGAAGUGAACGCUCUGAAGCCUGACUUGCCGGAAGGCUGGGAAGAUCGAAAGGUCUACACUAUUGGUUGCUUUGACCUCUUCCAUCGUGGACAUCAAAAUGUACUCUUGUCACUGCGAGAGUUUGGCUAUUACAUAGUUGCAGGUAUCCACGAUGACGAGUCCUAUUUCAAACUGAAGAAUAAGUACACGAUUGACAAUCUCGAGACUCGCAUGGCAAACGCCAAGCCUUUCGUUGACCAGAUCUAUGUGAUUCCGUCUACUGAUCCGCUUCUAUACAUCAAGAGUAUGGUCAGUCAGCAGGAUAUUGACAUGGGUACUUGUUGCUAUGCCAGAGGCGACGACAUGUUGAACUUUCCUGGUCGCGAGUGGGUAGAAUCGGUGAUGCCUGUUCAUUUUGUGCCGCGUACGGAAGCCUGCAGCUCUACGCUGAUCCGCACUAUCUACCACAGUGAAGAUGAAGAGCUCCGUACGAAGGCUGCAUUUGCCAAGACGCGCUACGAUGGAAAGCCAAUUGAUGAAGAGGGAAAUGUUCUGAAAUUCACUAAAGCAGCGGCAUGAUUGUAAGAGAAGUGGAAUGAAUUUUACUGUACAAUACUUCAAUGGCCAAUUUAUGUAGUAGUAACAUUAAUACUUCCUUCACAC